AAGCCCCAAGCCUUGCCUCUCGCCGGCGGAGAGUCGCGCCGCGCUCCCCGCGCCCCGCGCUCCCCUCUCCCCCGACGCCGACGCCGGCCCCGGGAGCCCCCAGCCCGGCUCAGGCGCGGACGGGGCGGGCGCCGGGCGGGGCGCGCACCCUCGCCGUUUGAAUGGGAGGAUCGAGGCCGGCGGAGACGGCGGCGAGCAGAUCCUGACGCCAGAGCUCGUUCCCGGCCCGGCGCCCUCGACAUGCGGUGGGAGAGGUGCCGCGCCCCCCGCCUGCGUCCCCGACAUGGAGGUGCUGCGGCGCUCCUCGGUCUUCGCCGCGGAGUUCAUGGACGCCUUUGACCGCUCGCCCACCGACAAGGAGCUGGUGGCCCAAGCCAAGGCGCUCGGCCGCGAGUUCGUGCACGCGCGGCUGCUGCGCGCCGGCCUCGCCUGGAGCGCGCCCGAGCGCGCCGCGCCCGUUCCCGGGGGUCGCCUGGCCGAGGUGUGCGCGGUCCUGCUGCGCCUGGGGGACGAGCUGGAGCUGAUCCGGCCCAGCGUCUACCGCAACGUGGCGCGCCAGCUGAAUGUCUCUGUGCAGUCGGAGACUGUGGUGACGGACGCCUUUCUGGCUGUGGCGACCCAGAUCUUCUCUGCAGGCAUCACGUGGGGCAAGGUGGUGUCCCUGUACUUGGUGGCCGCGGGGCUGGCUGUGGACUGUGUGCGGCAGGCCCAGCCCGCCGUAGUCCAUGCUCUCGUCGACUGCCUCGGAGAGUUUGUGCGCAAGACCCUGGCGGCUUGGCUGAGGAGGCGCGGUGGAUGGACCGAUGUCCUCAAGUGCGUGGUCAGCACCGACCCUGGCUUCCGGUCCCAUUGGCUGGUGGCCACACUCUGCAGCUUUGGCCGCUUUCUGAAGGCCACCUUCUUUGUGCUGUUGCCAGAGAGAUGAGAGGUCAGCAGGGCCAGAGGCCACAGCCAGGCCCUCCGACCCAGUAGGCCCUGACCCCCAAAAUCAUCACCCUCCUCCCUGUCCAAGCUGGGAGCCCUGCCCCAUUGCUGGAGGCCUGGUCCUGAGCCUCCUCCACAGGCCAGGGCCCUCUGGAAGGAGACUGGGGCUCCCCUGGGCCUGGAGCUGGGCUUCAGUGUCGACCUGUGGCCCCUCUUCACUGCUCCCCUUUGCCUGGGACCCCUGCUUAUCUCCUUUCUGUCUGGAGCCAGAAAGAGAGUUAACUCCCAGGCUCAAAGUCAGAGGAGCUGGGAACACCUAGCUGUCACUGGACAUGGGGGUCCCACCAGUGCAGGGGGCCAUGUCAGGACACAAGUCGGUCUCCGUCCCCAAGGGCAGUGGGCCCUGCACAUCUGGUCUGAAGGUGCCUCUGGCCUGGCCAGGCCUAGGGGAGCCGUGGGGUCUUCCUGACCCUGCAAACAGAGCGUCUGGCUUGUGUGCUCAUUGCUGACCCCAUUUCUGGAGGGGAGCGUGCACCCUAAAGCAGGGUCCCUGUGUGGCAGGGACUAGGGGAGUGGGGCCCAGGCCCCAACACCUGACCCAUGAACACGAGCCCACGGGCGAGGUUGGCGUGUGUGUGGUCCGAUUCCAGUAAAGUUUCUGGCAGUGGAGUGUGACCCGUCGCUGUCCUCGUGCAACCACCUGCGACUGGAUGGGGCGGUGAACCCGGUGUUAGGACAGGAAGCAUCGGAGUUCCCAGCAUCUCCCUGAUUAAGGCAGCCUCUGCUGCCACCCACCAUGGCAGGGAGCUCAGGCACACACACACCGCGCACAUCCACGCACAUCCAGCUGUCACGCGGCAGGUGCCCCGUCGCCUUCCUCUCCGUGGCUGGCUGCCGGCCUGUGUCAGCCACACCCAUGCCUUUGCUUUUCUGAGGGUGGCCUCCUGUCGGGGCCCACAGGGCCGGCCCCCCUCCCUGCUUCCUGGUGCAGGGACGUCUUCCUGAAGCCUGAGGGCUGUGGCUGGGGCACAGGUACUCCGGAGGGCUGUGGCGGGGCCUCGCCCAGCCUGUCUCCCUUUCUGUAGGACGAAGGGUUGAGCCAGGCACCUGCCGACGUCUCCUGGCCCAGCCCCCCACCUGGUCCUGAUGAGACAGGAGGGCCCCAGAUGAGGCUUUCAUGCAGGCACUUACCUCCCCAGGGCCUGCUGUUCACUCUGCCUCAGAGGCCAUGGCCUUGGCCGGGGCCACUGAGGGAGAAAAGGGUCGGGGCAGGCAUGCAUUCCUCUGCUUCCUGGAGGCAUCCUUUGGUGUGUAUCUAGCAGAGGGAAGCAAUGUGACCAACACAGGACUCAGAAGGCACACAGGCUGGCCGUCCUCACAGUGUCAGAGGGCACAGUGGAGCGGAGCCUCUUUUCUGACAGCAGCACAAAAGUAAACGUGAGCCCUAUGUGAGGAAAACUAAAUAAACCGAGGGACAUGCGAGCGGGGGGCACAAGUGCCAGGAAAUCUGUCUCACAGAAGAGACGCCUCACUAGUAAAUUUAUAAAUUUCAUGCAAUCCUUACGAAAAUACCAGCAUGGGUUUUUUUUUUCCUGGAUCCCAACAAGCUAAUUAUAGAGUUCACAGGAGAGGAAAAUUAAAAAAAAGCCAAACACAGCUGGGAAAACUCUUAAAAAGAGGAGGAGAGGGGAGGGCCCAGCACCAUCUCUGCGGGUCUGUCCCUGAACCACAGGGUGCCGGGCUCCGUGCAGACAGGCCUGGGUGGGCCCGAGGCAGAUCCCAUGCCUACAAUACCGUGUCUGUGACGGAGCGGCCCCUCAGAGCGGGGCAACCGCGUGCUUGCUGACGUGGGGGCAGCCGGUAAGCCCCCGGGGAAAAGCCAGGAACCGCAGGGGCGGAUUCCACAUGGACCCAAGAGCAUCUAUAACCAUGAAAUACCAGAAAAAAUGGGUGGCUUCCUUUUUAACUGGGGUGUGGGUAACACCUUCCCAAACAUGAUUUAAAAUCCAGGAAUAAUAAAUGGCAAAAUACUGGAAAAAGCUGUUCACAACACCUAGUAUUUUCAAAAAAUAUUUGUACCUUGAGACAGAAAGCAGUGUUUGUUGGGCUGGGGCGGGCAAAUGGGGGCGGCCGUCUAGUGGGCACAGGUCUCCCUUUGCAGCGACGAAAAUGUUUUGAAAGUAGAGGUGAUGGUUGCAUAACAUUGUGAAUGUACUAAAUGCCACCUAACUGUACACUUACUAUUUUAAUAUACUUUAAAAUGGUGACCUUUGUCAUAAUAGUGUAUUUUACCUCAACAAAAGUUGUACCUUAAAAUUAAGAAUAGUAGGAUUAAUAUUCCUAAUUCCAAAGAGCCCAGCAGCUCCAAACAUCCAGAAGAAAAACACAGAAUAUAAGAGAAAUGCAAACCCAAACUACCCCAAGAUGCCAUUUCUCAUUUAUUAGGAGGCCUACAUUCAACUUUGACAAGAUGGUGGUUCCCCCUCACAGGCCAGCAACCUCAAAGAGGCUGUGGGAAUGCAAAUAGCACACUGAUGGGGUGGCCCUGGGCACCUCACAUACGCAUUUAUGGACUGGCAGCCCCAUUUCUAGGAAUCUACCCUGGAGAUACACUGGCAAAAGUCCCAAACGACGGGCACACGAGGUUAUCCACGCAGUGUUACCUGACUUGGCAGCAGACUGGAAACGAGCAGAUGCCCUGCACUGGGGUGGUGCUGGGUCAAUGGCCAGGCCACCUCUUGGAGCAGCACAACUGCUGGGCAAAGGCCUCUGCACGGACCCGUGAAGUCAUGUAAGAUGUUCUGCAUGAGCAAAACUGACUUACGAGGACAGUUUGUGACAAAUGAGUCCGCACAUAAGGCUGGGGACACAAGCACCUAGACAGAUCACCUGUUCCAAUCAGAAUACAUUUUAACUUCAUGUCACCAGUGACAGGAAGGUGUGAAAACAAUAGCAAAAAGUCCAAAACCUCAAUCAGUCCUGUUAAUAACAUAAUUCUGAAAUAAUUCUAUGUAUCCUGUAGGACUGAGCAAAUAAUGUAAAGAACCAAGAUUUUCGUCUUCAAAGAGGUAAAACCAAAGAAUUUUAAAGUAACAAAUUUAUAAUAAAUUUGAUUUGGAAACACUA
Manis pentadactyla (Chinese pangolin) is the source of this 4050-nucleotide messenger RNA. It is a transcript of the gene BOK, whose product is annotated as BCL2 family apoptosis regulator BOK. Lineage: Eukaryota; Metazoa; Chordata; Mammalia; Pholidota; Manidae. Bases 284 to 925 code for a protein of 213 amino acids. Gene Ontology annotation, cellular component: mitochondrial outer membrane. Gene Ontology annotation, molecular function: protein heterodimerization activity; protein homodimerization activity. The record is from RefSeq and is a predicted model, not a curated record. The transcript is spliced from 5 exons. Gene Ontology annotation, biological process: extrinsic apoptotic signaling pathway in absence of ligand; regulation of apoptotic process; intrinsic apoptotic signaling pathway in response to DNA damage.